CUGGCACUGGCACUGGUCUGCAUCAUGCUGUGUCAUUGGGCAACAUUGAGGUCUCCGCCAAGGCCACCUACUCCAGCCACAUGGACCGCAGCUACGACUCCGAAGACGAGCACACUGGACGCCGCAGACUACGCCACACUCUCUCCACCGAGCUACAACCUCGCACUUCUGUCUACUCCCGGGGAGAUAUUAGGGAACAGUACUGCCUCACAGAUCGGCAGCUGCACAGCAUAGAGCAGCGUCCCAGGAGGGAGCGAUUUUUUGGCUGCCUUUCGCGACGGGGUCAAACCCAAUCGGGCAGCUUCCUGGGCGGCUGUGUGGGUCGCCGGGUGCCCUCCGAUGAAAAUCUGGCCGCCUAUGCCCCCUUUGAGAAGUAUCCACGCUAUCAGAACAACUAUACGGACACACACGAAUUGGAAAGUUCCUAUUUUCGCCGUCAGCCGGCAUCGAUUUUGAGCACUGGUAAAUCGGUGGAAGCGGACCUGGGGGGUCGCUACACCUGGAUUGGUCAGCAGACGAACAACAACUCCGAUUACUCAACGGACCACAGGGCAACUUGUUGUACAGCACCACUUGAAUCCUUUUACCAGGAUGUUUUGCUACGGAAUUAUUAUGUCGAGCUUCGCGCUCCACCAAAUCCUACACCACCAACAUCACACACCAAUCAAAUCGCUAAUCUAAAUGUUUGCUCGUAUCACUGCCCCACAUACGCCACGAUGCCAACCACACACCACCAGCACCACCACCACCAACAGCACCCGCAGCAGCAGUCGCAGCAGGGAGGGAAUGUCAGGACGAAACACGUGAGCUUCGCCAGGUCGCACACCCUCACCAGCUUCGACAAUGUCAAUGCCGGCUUUCGAUCCUCGGGGCGCUUGAAGACAGCCCGCAGCCAGGAGCGUUUAAUUGGUGGCAAGAAACCCAUUAUAGCCACAGGCUCCAUGUACGAGACCCUGCAGCCACCGCUCCUCCAGGGCCAGCAGCAGCAGCACCAGGUGCAGGUGCCACAACAGAGCUCGACGCUGCCCAAGACCUGGUUGCCACCGCCAGUACAGCUCCAGUCCUGCCAGCAUCAUCAUGCUCCGAUUCAUCUGCAUCAGCCCAUGCCAGACAACAUGGUUGGGCUGAUCAUCCCGCAGCCUUUGCCCCUGGCUCUCCCACUGCCCAGUCCCGAAGUGCUCAUUGUGGAGAAAAAGUUCCGCAAUGCCAUGAAGACCCAGGCCACACAAACGGAUGCCGCUGCUCGUCGUAAUCAGGGCCAAGUUGGCUAUAAUACCCAAGUCUUGGCCCUAAGUCCCCGGCCGCCGCAUCGCAUCAAGGUCGUGUCCCAGGGCGCCCAGACGAAUGGCCUUCAGAAUGGCAAGAAGCUAACGAAAAGUCUCUCGGAGAUACCCAAUGGCAAGGAGGUGCAAUCACAUUACUAUCAACAGGGGUCGAUUUACCCCCACGAGAUGAUCUACCGCACUCAGUCGCAGGAUGUGACCCCGCUGCAAACCCUCUCGGAUGCCCAGAACAACAUCAUGUACUACAAGCCACCGCCACCUCUGCUGGAUGCUCACAGCUAUGGCCUGGGCAUGGAGCACCUGAGUCGCGGAGCUCGACCCCCGGCCUCCGAGCAGAGCGUGGAGUAUGUGAAUGUGAAUGCCGCCGCCGUGGCUCUGAACGAGAGCUUCGACUACGAGAGCAACAGUUUGCCCCGAAGAGCCUGCACCUCGCAUGUCCGGACGGAGACGGACUACUAUUCGAAUAGCUUGCCCAGGAGACCGGAGAGUCUGCAUAGCCACGACGUGUGUAAGCAUAUCACCGAGUGCUCCGAACUCAUCACGGAUAGCGUUCCCCUGGACUUUACCCAGUCGCACCUGCUGCCGCCACCGAGUGAGUACUGCAGGAAUGAUGACAACGAGGAGGAGUACUACGACGACGAGGACGAGGAGGAUCAUCCCCAUGAGACGGAGAGCUACAGCUCGGAGGUGUGCCUGGAGCAGGCGGCGGCCGCUCAGAACCGCCGGAUGUCCAUGAUACCGCAAAUGAUUGAUUCUCCCUUCCGGCGCGAUGACAUCCGACGUCAGUCUAUGCCGGUGUAUGGACAAACGGAGAAGCUCAUCGAUGGCUUUGGACCCAGGACAUCGUUCCGAAGGCGUGACAAGGUCAGCUGCUUUGCGGAUGAGACGCCUCCGCCGCCGGCAUCAGCAUCCUCGGUUCGGGAACAGGAGCAGGAGAUCUUCAUAGACUUCAAGCCGCAUGUCUCCCCCAAGCCGAGUCCCAAGCUGCAGCUGAAGCACCGCAAGCAGCACAAGGCGGAGAUAGCCAUGAGGAAGAUGCAGCAGCAGAGAAUGGCCCAGGCGGCGGCCCUGACCCUGCCGAAGCUCAAGCCACAGCCGCAGCCACUGCCAGUCGAAGUUGAGGUUAGAAAAGUUGAACUUGAGCCCAGCGACGACGAGGAGGACGAGGAGGAGGAAGAGGAGGAGGAGGCCUCCGAGCCUGAACGGGAGGAGCUGGACGAGGAGGAACUGGACGAUAAGCUGGAAAUGGAUCAUCCGGAGGAUGAGGAGCCGCUCUACGAGAACAUAACUCCGUGCAACUGCAAGGUGGAGCCACAGCAUCCAGAUCUCGAGGAUCACCAGGACAAGCGCUCUCAGUUCCGUAAGCGUUCCGUGAGCCUGGACGAUGACGAUACUUCCGGAGCUCCUCCUCCGUCUGCGUCCGGCCUGCGUCUGCCCUCCACGCCGGCCAGCCCCAGCCGGGAGGACCUGCUGCUGGCCAAUGUCUCAACUUAUCCAUCCUCAGACUCACUGGCCAAUGACAAUACCCGCGAUCAUUCCGACGGCAUCUGGAAUGAGUCGCAGGUUACUGUCUUGACGGCCGAGCAGCGCGACAUCUCCGAUGGCUCCUACAGCUCCAAUUUAUUGCUAACGCCAUCCUCGAAAAGGAAGAAUCUGCUACUGCAGCAUCAGCAGAGGAGCUCUGUGGACACCGACGCCUUGGAUUUUGAAGAGCAGAGUCCCACCUAUGGCCUACAAACACUGCCGAAGAUCGUGAGAACGCCCACGCCAACCACUUCGCGGCCCGCCUCCACUCAACCCCUGAUACCGCCGCCAGCUAUAGCCGUCACUCCCUCAUCGAACCAGAACCAGGCUGUCCUGGACACCUCCAUAAGUUCGCCCCUGCCCAAGCGAAGCCUGGUGGCCAGGGGUUCGGUUCCGGAUGCCCGACAGCUAAUGUUUAUGGGAGGAGCUGCCAAGCAAAGACACUCGGAUGCCUCCUUCCUGCCCACCACUGCUGCUGGUGGCGGAACUCGCAGUGCCGAUAUCUCCGAGUGCAGCACAAAUACAGAUGAGUAUGCCACCUGCACGGACACCUCGAAACGUACACCAGGUAUUAAGACACCGCCGACGACGACCAGUUCCUCGUCGACCACACAAGUUCCAGUUUCCACGCAGAGCUCGCAGCUGGAGAAGACGCAUGCCGGUAGUUCCUUCGAGAGUGCCAGUUCCUUGUACUCCAUGCGGGAGGAUCUCCUGCAGCACGAUGAGAAGGAGCGGCAGGCCAAGAACCAACUGAAAUCCCCCAUGGGCGGAUCGGUGGCAGAGUUGACAAGGAAAUCCCCCUCGCACUCGAUCAGUAGCACAACCUCCUCGGGCAGUUGUCCUGUCUCGGGUGCUGCCAUCAAGUCGCCGGGCAAGGAGAGUCAGCCCCAGACGGUGUCCAGCUCCUCGAUGGCGCCUCAAAUGAAGGUCAGCACGGCGGAGAGAUCGCCCGUGGUGAAGCCCAAGCCCGAUUCCAUCUCCGAAGAUGAGCGCAGCGAGGUGCGUUACUCCUCUUCUGGAUAUUACGAGAGUCCCCACGACGAGGAUGACGAGGAGCAGGUGAUGCGGAACAAGGCCCGACGUCUGCGCCACGAGGACGAGCGAAAGCGACGCAAGACCAGCAUGAAGCUGGACAUCGAGAAGGAGAAUAUGAGGGCCUUGACCAGUCCCAUUAAGAAACCAACUGCCGGAGGAGUGGGAAAAGUUCAGUCACCAGAGCAGCCCAGCACCAAUAACCUGGACAAUGGAAGUCCCAGCAGCAGGAUGAAGCGCUUCCGACCCAAGAUACGACGUCAGCUGAGGAAGAGCUCGCGAGAAGAUGUCCUGGCAACGGCAACGACCGCAGGACGCAGAAGUCGGACCAUGCCACCCACAAUUUUUGGCCUGAGCAGCGGCAGCGGAGACACGGAGCUCCUGUUAGAUGCCAGCAUGUCCAGUGGUGCCCUAGCGGGAACCACAUCCCUGUCCACCACCACAACUGCCAUGAUUUCCUCUUCCCUCACACUCAAAGGAACCGUUUCGGAAACCAUAGCCUCUUCAUCCCCGCUACCAGAGGCCACGACCUCGACAGUGGUGAAGAAACCUCACAGCUGUGCCACUCCCACAGCCCUGCUUUCUCCUAAACUGCCUACUGUGAGCAGCACCCAGUCAAAGUCUACCUCGGACACUUUCCAGCUGAAGGCCAAGUCCAUUGAAUCCCUGCGCUCCGUGUCACCCGGCUCCGAUUCGGUGUUCUACAGCGAGGCCGAUGGCAAUGCGGCAAGUGCCGCCGAUCAGAGUCACUGCCUCCACUGCGGCAAGGAAAUGGAGGGUGGCAAGCAGCAGAGCCACCAGAAUACCAUCAGCGAACUGGCCGGUGAUUCCGUGGAAUCGAUACCCUACAUCGAGCAGGACAUUGUCAAGCCGCCGUCGGACUUUGCCGACUCGCCAGUGACCACCAAGACCACGCAGCGUCUGUACAAGAAGAUGGACAAGAGAUUCCGAUCGGAGGAGCGUUACCACGGCGAAAGGGGCAGGCACUACAAGACCAGACAGGAAAAUAUCAGAGCCAAGAGCGAAGAACGCGGACGCGUACCCAGCUUGCCCAAUACUCCUGUCCUGCGUCCUGCCGGCUCUAGUCCCUGUGUCCUUCCUGAUAUCAACACGGAACAGAGCCAGCACAUCAUCUACAAGGGACACUACGACGCUGGCCGAUAUACAAGACUCACUGACGAUGAUUUGUGGACUCAAUUGGAUCAUCAGUGCUUUGAUCGUUCCCGUGAGCGUCGUGCUUCCACGGAAUCGGAGAAGGGCUUCCAUGCCAAAUACCAGGUGAUCCUCCAUCGUCUCGUCCAGCGGCGCUGCACCCUGGAGAUGUACCAUCGCCAGAAGCACAAUAGUUUCCGCGUGGACAAAACCGUGGUGGUCAAGAGUGAUUCCGGUGAGUUUGGCUUUCGCAUUCACGGCUCCAAGCCCGUCGUGGUAGCAGCCAUCGAACCGGAGACACCGGCGGAGAGCUCUGGCCUGGAGGUGGGCGACAUUAUAAUCUCUGUCAAUGGGGUCCAGGUGCUGGACAAGCACCACACCGAGGUGGUUAAGAUCGCUCACGAUGGCUGCGAAAAGCUGGAGCUUCAGGUGGCACGCACCAUUGGCGUUCUGAUGCACGAACAGUUGGAGCCACCGAGUCAGCCGAUCUUCAGUGGAUAUUUGUGGCGACAGAGUGGUCAGGCCAAGGGAGCUCCCAAUUCCAAGAAAUGGGUGCGACGAUGGUUCUCCCUGAGGCCGGAUAAUUGUCUAUACUAUUAUAAAACUGAAGAUGACUCUCAGCCCGUUGGCGCCAUGAUAAUGGCCAAGCACACGGUGGAUCUCUGUCCCGUGGAUGUGGGCAAACCCUUUGCCUUCAAGGUGGAUGCCGGCGAGGGUAUUCCCAUGUAUGUGGCUGCCGAUUCCGAUGAGCUGGCCAAUCGCUGGCUCCAGCUGCUGAGGCAGGCGGCUGCCCAGGACAACCAGUGGCUGGACAAGAGUGCGCGGUGCUUGUACCAGAGUCCCAGCAACAUUCAGAGGCCCGAUUGCUUUGGCUAUUUGCUCAAAUUGGGCUCAAGGUGGUGCGGCUGGUCGAAACGCUACUGCGUACUUAAGGAUGCCUGCCUCUAUUUUUACCAAGAUGCAAAUAGCAAGAGUGCAUUCGGCAUGGCCUGCCUGCACGGCUACAAAGUGGCCUCAAUGUCCGCCAAUGCGUCCGGCAAGAAGAACUCGUUCGAGAUAAUACCACCAGAGACGAAAUUGCGUCACUACUUUUUCUGCACCGAAAGCGAAAUGGAUAAGAAAAGAUGGAUAUCCGCACUGGAGUACUCCAUCGACCGGUGGAUCAAGUCCGGGUAACUAAGGUUAAAGACACGCUCCAGAUCGGCUCUGAGCAGCCGGCUCAAGCGUCGCAGUUUUAGCUACUUUAUGGACUAGACACUUUGAAGGCAUAAAGUUGGGACUUUCUUCGAUUUGGAGACGAUUUAAAGGCGAUUUGAUUCGGCACUAGUACGGGUACUACCAAAAAGAACAACCACACUUAGAAUGUAAGCCAAGCAAACCAAUUAGUUUUAGGCAUACAUAGAUGAUUGAUUGCUUAGUCCAAGGAAUUUAGUGGGUCUUUCAAAUCGGGUUUAAAACUAUUUUGAACAGAGGCGUACAUACACAAAUAUUAUAUACACUCGGAAUAUAUAUCUAUAUACAUACAAUAUAUAGAGGAAUGCAAUUGAACAUUUUUGGUGUGUAUUCUUGUUAUAUAGCUUACAACAACAAAAACAUAUAUAUACAAACUUAUGUUUAGUGAGGUUGUCAUGUCACUUACAUAUAUAGAUUAUAUAUAUAUUUAGCCGCCAAAAGCAGAAAGAAUGAAAGGCGAGGGAAAUGAUCGUGUAGCAGACCAAAAAAUUGAAUUGUCUAAUGUAUAUAGAAUUCGUGUGUAGGCUAAAUCCAAAUUAAUUGAAAGAAGGAAGGACACGAUUAGGUAUUCAAGGCCAGGCAAUGCAAGAACCCUUUUUAGAUAAAUGUCUAUUUACAGCAACUCACGGCGAGACCAACUAAUUCGGCAUUAACCAAAGUGAAAUAGUUUGUUCCCGAUUCUCCAUAGCUGCUUCCAUUACAAAAACAAAAAACAAAACAAGGCAAAUAACAUUUUGUGAAUAAAAACAAAACAACGGUUUUCGUCCUUAUUGGAAACGAUUAUUAGUUAGACACAAUUACGAUAUAAGCCAAGGAUUAGUUAGCGCUUUUUUGAUAGGUUGGAUUUUUUUAGGGAACAUACACACAAAACAUACACAACGUUCACAGUAGAUCAAACAAUAAUAUUAAUAGAGAUUAUAAUUCAGAAUCCAGUAGUUACUUUGUCGUAUUUAUAUAUAUACAUAUAUAUAUAUAAAAGAAACAAAGAUAUGAUCUUUAAAAUGCUGAUUUCCUGAUUUUUUGGGUCAGUGUUCAAAAUACCGAGAUUGAGUGAGGAUUGUAAACAGUUUUUGAAGCUUCAUUUUUUUUGGGUUUUUUAGAAUACGUAACAAAUAUAUAAAUAUAUUUUAUAUAUUUUAAAUAGAGAUUUCCAAUUUCAAUGCGGCGCAACAAAAUGAAUUAGAUAAUAAAAUUGUAUGCAUUAUGAUUAUUAAUAUUAUUAUAUAUAUAUGAUAUACACAAGAGACAGCCAUUUUAUGUUGUAAAAAGUCAUCGAGACAUGAAAACCAAAAACAAAAAAGAACACUAAA
Drosophila serrata is the source of this 7534-nucleotide messenger RNA. RefSeq lists its product as uncharacterized. Gene Ontology annotation, molecular function: protein binding. The record is from RefSeq and is a predicted model, not a curated record. Lineage: Eukaryota; Metazoa; Arthropoda; Insecta; Diptera; Drosophilidae.